GUUCCGGAUCGGGCUAUGGAACAGGUAAAUGAGCUCAAAGAGAAGGGCAACAAGGCCCUGAGCGCUGGCAACAUUGACGAUGCGCUCCAGUGCUACUCCCAAGCCAUUAAAUUAGACCCCCAGAACCAUGUGCUCUACAGCAAUCGCUCCGAGGUCUAUGCCAAGAAAGGAGACUACCGGAAGGCUUACGAGGACGGCUGCAAAACCGUUGACCUGAAGGCUGACUGGGGCAAGGGCUAUUCACAAAAAGCAGCGGCUCUUGAAUUCUUAAACCGAUUUGAAGAAGCCAAGCAAACCUAUGAGGAGGGUUUAAAACAUGAAGCAAACAAUCCUCAGCUCAAAGAAGGUUUCCAGAAUAUGGAGGCCCGGUUGGCAGAAAGGAAAUUCAUGAACCCUUUCAACAUGCCUAAUCUGUACCAGAAGUUGGAGAGUGAUCCCAGGACCAAGACUCUGCUCGCAGAUCCUACCUACCGGGAACUGAUCGAGCAGCUGCGGAACAAGCCGUCCGACCUGGGCACGAAACUGCAAGAUCCCUGGAUCAUGACUACUCUUAGCGUCCUGCUCGGAGUUGAUCUGGGCAGUAUGGAUGAGGAGCAGGAGGUUGCAACACCCCCGCCACCACCUCCUCCCAAAAAGGAGACAAAACCAGAGCCAAUGGAAGAAGAUCUUCCGGAGAAUAAGAAGCAGGUGCUGAAAGAAAAAGAGCUGGGGAAUGAAGCCUAUAAGAAGGACUUUGACAAAGCCUUAAAGCACUACGACAGAGCCAAGGACCUGGAUCCCACCAACAUGACGUACAUAACCAACCAACCAGCCGUGUACUUUGAAAAAGGUGACUACGGUCAGUGCCGGGAGCUCUGUGAGAAGGCCAUUGAAGGGCAAGAAAACCGAGAAGACUACCGGCAGAUUGCCAAAGCUUACGCACGAAUUGGCAACUCUUAUUUCAAAGAAGAAAAGUACAAGGAUGCCAUCCAUUUCUACAACAAGUCUCUGGCAGAGCACCGAACCCCAGAUGUGCUCAAGAGAUGCCAACAGGCAGAGAAAAUCUUGAAGGAGCAAGAGCGGCUGCCUGACCUGGCCUUGGAGGAGAAGAACAAAGGCCAUGAGUGUUUCCAGAAAGGGGACUACCCCCAGGCCAUGAAGCACUACACAGAAGCCAUUAAACGGAACCCCAAAGAUGCCAAGCUGUACAGCAACCGAGCUGCCUGCUACACCAAGCUCCUGGAGUUCCAGCUGGCGCUCAAGGACUGUGAGGAGUGCAUCCAGCUGGAGCUGACCUUCAUCAAGGGUUAUGCCCGGAAGGCAGCCGCCCUGGAGACGAUGAAGGACUAUACAAAAGCCAUGGAUGUCUACCAGAAAGCACUCGACCUGGACUCCAGCUGCAAGGAGGCCGCAGAUGGUUACCAGCGCUGCAUGAUGGCCCAGUACAACCAACACGACAGCCCCGAGGAUGUGAAGCGGCGGGCCAUGGCCGACCCAGAGGUGCAGCAAAUAAUGAGUGACCCGGCCAUGCGGCUCAUCCUGGAGCAGAUGCAGAAGGACCUGCAGGCGCUCAGCGAACACUUAAAGAAUCCUGUGAUAGCACAGAAGAUCCAGAAGCUGAUGGAUGUGGGUCUGAUAGCCAUCCGGUGAUGACUUGCUCAUCAU
Messenger RNA from Budorcas taxicolor (takin), 1644 nucleotides. Its product is annotated as stress-induced-phosphoprotein 1-like. The record is from RefSeq and is a predicted model, not a curated record. Lineage: Eukaryota; Metazoa; Chordata; Mammalia; Artiodactyla; Bovidae. Gene Ontology annotation, molecular function: Hsp90 protein binding.